Molecule: messenger RNA, 1308 nt
Organism: Histoplasma capsulatum G186AR
Lineage: Eukaryota; Fungi; Ascomycota; Eurotiomycetes; Onygenales; Ajellomycetaceae
Product: protein kinase
Exons: 5
Coding region: 1-1308 (435 amino acids)
Biological process (GO): regulation of mRNA processing; spliceosomal complex assembly; protein phosphorylation
Molecular function (GO): protein kinase activity; ATP binding
Source: RefSeq, a predicted model, not a curated record
AUGUCUUCUGUCCCACCAAAGCGCUUGGCUCCACUCUCUUUUCCAACAUCUAGAUUCAAGGUCAUCGACCAUUCGAAACUGUUUCAGGAAGAAACUCUUCCUGGGUACAAAGCAGAGCUAUACUACCCAGUGCACAUCGGAGAGGUUUUCAACAAUAGGUACCAGGUGAUGGGCAAAUUAGGCUUUGGCGUUACAUCUACUGUAUGGCUCGCUCGCGAUCUGGUGGAGCCUGAUGACCCAGGGUAUGUAGCACUGAAAGUAUAUGUAAAUGACUUAUUCAGGGGUAACGAAAUCGCAAUUUAUGAACGUAUAAAAGCUGCCACUGCCAAACAAAAUCACCUUGGGCAUGAAACUAUCCGCAAGUGCCUCUCUUCCUUCGAGAUACAAGGGCCACAGGGAAAAAAGCAUACCUGCAUUGUCCAUGAGGCUUUGGGAAUGACUAUGGAGCAUAUUCUCCUCAAUUAUGUCCCUGAUAGAGCAUUCAGGAUUGAAGAGAUAAAAAUGUUUAUUCUCGAGAUUCUCAUUGGUCUGGACUUCCUUCAUACCGAGGCAAGAAUAAUUCAUACUGAUCUCCAGCUCAAGAACCUUCUUCUUCCAGUGGGGAACCCUUAUUUCUUUGAGGAAUUUGUAGAGGGCGAAUGCAAUGACCCUGCCGAACGAAAAAUCCUCAAGGACCGGAUCAUAUAUAACACAAGACACUUGUCACAGGACCUCAAGGGACUGCCGCGCAUCUGCGACUUUGGUGAAGCCAGGGCUCCUGAGGUUGUUAUGCGGAUGGCGUGGAAUAAUAAGGUUGAUAUCUGGAGUGUCGCGAUGGUGGCAUGGGAUUUACUUGCAAAACGUACCCUUUUUCACCGCCAGAAUCCUGAAACUGAAGAACCUGAUGAUAGAUACCUUCUCGCGGAAAUGACAGCUGUAUUGGGCCCGCCGCCUCCUGAAUUUGUAAGGCGAAGUCGAGUGUGUCAAGUGUUCUGGGAUGAAAACGGUACUGAACAAAUUCCCCACUCAAGCAAUCUCCUUACUGAUCUUGGUCCUUCUGCUUUAGGCAAAUGGAAAGACGCGGUCCCAAUUCCUGACCUCACCCUCGAAAAACUUGCUGCAGGUAUCAAGGGUAAAGAUAAAGAGGGAUUCUUGCAUUUUCUUCGUAGGAUUCUUCGCUGGCUUCCUGAAGACCGGCCAACAACUGAAGAGCUUGUGAAUGAUCCAUGGUUAGGUGUAGGCCCUAAUAUCCAUGGUACUCCUGAUGAGCAGCCACAGACUCAAGAUAAGAACAAAGAGCGGGUAGAGGAAGCGCUCCCACCAAGUUGA